Messenger RNA from Papaver somniferum (opium poppy), 3381 nucleotides. RefSeq names its product golgin subfamily A member 6-like protein 22. Lineage: Eukaryota; Viridiplantae; Streptophyta; Magnoliopsida; Ranunculales; Papaveraceae. Gene Ontology annotation, cellular component: chloroplast. The record is from RefSeq and is a predicted model, not a curated record. Gene Ontology annotation, molecular function: double-stranded DNA binding. The coding region runs from base 297 to 3245 and encodes 982 amino acids. Gene Ontology annotation, biological process: regulation of DNA-templated transcription; chloroplast organization. The transcript has 4 exons.
UUUUUAGAAAAGAGGAACGCUUAUGUAAUUUGGUGAAAAUUGGAUUCCCGCACAAUAACCAUGGGCUGCACAUGGUUCGGUUCGCUGCCACACCUCCAAGCCAAAAACCAUAAAUCAAGCUCAGCCUAGGCUCACCAUAGUGCCUUGUGAAAAUAAUCCGUCAUACCACAUCUAAAGCCCCGUGUACAUUAACCAACUUAGACUCUCAAAUCUGGAGCCGAGCGAAGAAUGUUCCCAAAUCCUCACUAAAACCCUAAUUUCCUCCACCGUAAGCGCAGCAACUCUGUUCCUCCUCCAUGGAUCCCGACACCUCUCCUUCUUCAUCUUCAUCAUCACCGGUAGUGUCAUACCUCAUCAAUUCGUGUGGAUUAUCAGAAGAUCGAGCUGUGAGUAUUCGUAAGAAAUUACCAUUGACAACCACCACAUCAUAUCUAGAGACCAUAGUAACCACACUUGAAUCACACGGAUUCACUAAACCCCAUAUCUCCAAAAUCAUCAUCAAGACACCAGGAUUUCUUGAACCUGGUAGAUGUGGUCAUCUCGAACAAAAACUCGAUUAUUUCAUGUCGAAAGAGAUCUCUAGUGUUGAAUUUGUCAAGUACUUAACAAGUAGCCCAGAAAUCCUAAUCAGAGGGUUGAAGGGCAAAAUCAUUCCGUUGUUCGAUUUCAUCAGGAGCAUCGUUGGUACCGAUAGAGACACAUUUAAGGUCAUCGGAAACACAUUUAACGAUAUGAGGUGUUUACAAGUAGAAUUAAUUCAGGAAAGGAUAUCCGGCAAUGUACAGGUUUUGAGAGAUGAAGGUAUCCCAGAAAGGAUUAUAUUGAAUUUUUUGACUCAAUUACCAAAGGUAUGUUUGAUUAGCACUGAUAAAUUUAAAGAGCGUGUACAAGAUGUUAAAGAUAUGGGUGUUGAUUCACAUAAAACUCCAUCUGGAUUUGUUAGUUGGAUUAGAAUGUUGGUAUUUUGCUCGAAAACUACGUUGGAAGCUAAAAUGAAUGUACUCAGGAAAUGGGGUUGGCCGGAAGACCAACUUCAGGAUGCAGUUAUGAAAUAUCCUGGAUUUAUGUCGAGAUCUGUCGCCAAAAUUGAGUCUAUACUUGAUUACCUUGUGACUCAGAUGGGUUAUAGUAUAUCGAGUUUUCUUAAGCAUCUAGGAGUUUUUAGUUAUAGCUUGGAGAAGAGAAUUAUACCAAGGAUUUCUGUUCACAAAAUUUUAAUCUCCAAAGGUUUGAUCAAGCAUGACGGUAGGCUGGGGGGAGUUUUAACUAUCAGGGAGGAGAUGUUCUUGAAGAAGUUUGUGAUGCCGUAUAAAGUAGAAGCUCCUGAGCUGUUGCAGAUUUAUAACCAGCCAUCUAUUGGGCGUGUCAUGGGGGACUCACAGAGUGAAGAAGUAACAAUUUUAAAAGAAAGGGAGACAGAGAGUGUAGGAGCUCUACCAGAGGUAGCAAAACUGGUUGACGAAAAUGACGCUGGCAAACCUAAGAAGAAAGCUUCGUUAAGUGAUCUUGUGGAAUCAGAGGAAGAGUUGGAUAAGGAAAAAGAACCAAUGAAAGCCAGAAAGCCUAGGAAGAUUUUGAAAACGUCAGAGAAAAAGGUGGAUAAAGUACAAGGUGGUGCUGCGAAAGAGAAAGAAGGUCACCAUAACAUAGAAUUUGACGAGGAAAAGAAGGAUAAGUCCAAGGAAGAAGAAGAAACUGUUGUUGUCCCUAUUGUAGAAGGUAGUCUUGCAAGUGGGCUUAAGAGGAAAGUUACUUUAGAUAAGGAGGAAUAUCCGAAGAAAGUCAAAAAGCCUAGGAAGGUUUUGAAAAAGUCUAAGGAAAAAGUGGAGGAAGUGCAAGGUGAUGCUGCAAAGAAGGAAGAAGAGGAUAAGUCUAAGGAGGAAGAGGGGAUUGUUGUUGUUCCCAUGGUGAAAGAAUCGAAGAAUGGCAAAAGGUCUAAGAAGAAGUUUGUGAACAAGGAUGAUGCAGAAACUCCUGAACUGUUGCAGAUUUAUAACCAGGCAUCUAUUACGUGUGUUAUGGAGGACUCACAGAGUGAAGAAGUAACAAAUUGUCCAGAAAGGGCGGUAGAGAGUGUAGCAGCUCUGCCGAAGGUAGCAAAGCUGGUUCAUGAAAAUGACGCUGGUAAACCUAAGAAGAAAGCUUCAUCAAGUGAUCUUGCGGAAUCAGAGGAAGAGUUGGAGAAGGAAAAAGAAUUAAUGAAAGCCAGAAAGCCAAGAAAGAUUUUGAGAAAGUCAGAGAAAAAGGUGGAUAAUGAACAAGUUGGUGCUACGAAGAAGGAGAAAGGAGAUCACCAUAACAUAGAAUAUGAUGAGGAAGAGAAUGAUAAGUCUAAGGAAGAAGAAGAAAUUGUUGUUGGCCCUAUUGUUGGGAAAGUAUUAGAAGGUAAUCUUGCAAGUGGGCUUAAGAGGAAAGUUGCUUUAGAUAAGGAGGAAGAUUCGAAGAAAGUCAAAAAGCCUAGGAAGGUUUUGAAAAAGUCUAAGAAAAAAGUAGAGGAAAUGCAAGGUGAUGCUGCGAAGAAGGAAGAAGAGGAUAAGUCUAAGGAGGAAGAGGAGAUUGUUGUUGUUCCUAUGGUGGAAGAGUCGAAGAUUGCUAAAAGGCCUAAGAAGGAGUUUUUUAACAAGGAUGAUGUAGAGACUCCUGAACUGUUGCAGGUAUCCAAUAUGCGUGCCAAUGAGGACUCACAAAGCGAAGAAGUAACUUUCUGUCCAGAAACGGCUUCAGAGAGUGUAGCGCCUCUGCCAAAGGUAGCAGAAGUUGUUGACAAGAAUCAAGUUGGCAAACUAAAGAAGAAAGCUUCAUCAAGUGAUCUUGUGGAACAAGAAGAAGAGUUGGAGAAGGGAGAAGAAUCGAAGACAGCCAAAAAGCCUAGGAAGAUUCUGAAAAGGUCAAAGAAAAAAGUGGAGGAACUGCAAGGGGGUACUGCAAUAAAGGAGAAUAGAUGUCAUCCAAAUACAGAAUUUGAUGAAGAAGAGAAGGAUAAGUGUGAGGAAGAAAAAGAGAUUGUUGCUGUCCCUAUGGGCGGGAUAGUAUUAGAAGGUAGUCAAGUAAGUGCGCUUAAGAGGGAAAUAACUUUAGAUACAGGGGAAGAUUUUAAGAAAAUCAAAAAGCCAAAGAAGGUUUUGAAAAAGUCCAAGAAAAAAUCAGAGGAAGUGCUAGGUGAUGCUGGGAAGAAGGAAAAAGAGGGUACUGCAAUAAAGGAGAAAAGAUGUCAUCCAAAUACAGAAUUUGAUGAAGAAGUGUGAGGAAGAAAAAGAGAUUGUUGCUGUCCCUAUGGGCGGGAGAGUAUUAGAAGGUAGUCAAGUAAGUGCGCUUAAGAGGAAAAUAACUUUAGAUACAGGGGAAGAUUUUAAGAAAAUCAAAAAGCCAAAGAAGGUUUUG